GACGAACCGUCCCCAACAGACUAUCCAGGUCGCGCUCUACGAACAUCUCGCGCAUCUAUUUGCGGACCUCCGACCACCACUUGUGUCACUCUUUCUUCUCAAUGGGCUGCAUUCGAAUGGGGCAUGGUCAUCACCGGCACGUCAACAUCUCACCACACCAUCUCACCCUGGCCCGGGAUCUCGUUCUGCCUAGCCAACACGACGCAGCAGGCGCAGAGGCAUUUCGCGCGUUGGCGAAAGUCAUGCGCGGGAACGGCAACCGCCUUGCGAUCAUGCAGCUGAAUCAUGCCGGCCGCCAGUCUCCGAACGUCUGGGUGGCAGACACCGUUUGCUCCCCCCUUAGGACCGAGCUCCAUCCGUUUCGGAUCUGAGCACCCUGCCACCACCGACUCCCAACGGAUGCCGACAAAGGGAAUGCUGGCUAGUUUAAUAAACUGCUGAUGUUCCAGUUCCCACGGAGAUGUCGCUGGAUGAUAUUGACAAGGUUGUGGAUGAAUUCGUCCGGGGUGCGAAACUUGCAGUGGAUACCGGAUUUGAUGGUGUCGAACUUCACGCUGCUCACGGUUACUUGCUCGCUCAAUUCAUGUCUUCCAAGGUGUGCAGCGGUGUCAUUGGAAGUGGCAACUAUCUUAUACGACACGUAGUCGAACCAGCGAACAGAUAUUACUCAGCUCAAGGACUCAAACUGCUUCAUCGGAUAGCCGACGGGAUUCGCAUGAGCGUACCCUCCGAUUUCGUGCUCGGGAUCAAGAUCAAUUCUGCCGAUUAUUCGAGCAAUGAAACCACUCUUGUGUUCGAGCACUUUCGCACCAUCGCAAGCUGGGGAUUGUUCGAUUUCAUUGAAAUCAGUGGUGGUGAUUAUGAGAACCCAGACUUUAUCACCUCACGUCUAUCGUCGCGGCAGGCCACAUUUGCGACGUUCUCGCAAUCCGCAAUGCAAAUCGUGGAAGGUCUACCCAAACCUCCGCUGAUUCUGCUGACUGGUGGACUGAACUCGCCGAAUCUCCUCCACUCUGUCCUGUCCUCACAUCACGCACAUCUACUCGGAAUAGGCCGCAGCGCAGUUCUCCGACCAGACAUCCCCGAGAUCCUGCGGGCGUGCUCUGACUGGCAGUCCAAUGAACUGUUCGCACGGGACCCCGAUCUCCAGGCGGGGACACUCCGUCGCGUCUUCGAUCUCCUCCCACCCAUCAAGCUUAUCGGAGCUGGUGUAAAGAUGGCAUGGUAUACCAUUGGCAUGCGACGGCUUGUUGGUCUUCUUCAGGAGUCGAAAUGUAGACUGCGCGGUUUUCCACCUGUGGACUAUUCUGCAGGAGCAUUACGAUCCGUCAUUGUCAUGUGGGCCUGGUUUCAACCCGAGCUCGACGUUAUCGCCCCCAACAUCCAUCGCUUUUGGCUUCGCGUCAUCGCUAUGAUAGCAAUCGGAAUCAUGCUUGCCGCCGCGACCACCCGGCCUCUAUCAUCAUUCCACCCCAACACCUUCCUUUUCCUCGAAAUGCUCUCUGUCCGCUCGUUAAUCGCCGCCUGUCUUUUUCUCCGUACUUUUGCUGCCCCCACUCCCGAGCCCUGGAAGAACGCCCCAACCAAAUGCGACCUGACUGCGGUGGAGAUGAAUCUUCCGGCGAAUCAAACUGCGCUCUUGGCACCCAUGAGGCCUCCCCACUUCGUUGCUCUUGGUCUGGGUUUCCAGAAUUACACCUGCAAUCCUUCCACCUCGGCGUACAGUUCUAUCGGUGCGGUCGCAUUACUGUUCGACAUUUCAUGCAUGGAUAAAGCGCCCGCCUCCACGAGUAUCCAACAGUCCGCUUUUGAUGCCUGGAGCCGCGCAGCACCAACGAUCACGUUGCAAGCCGUCCUAGCUUCGGUUGGGACCAAUGCCCUGCUCGGGUCACACUACUUCGUACCCUCCCCCACCGGCACCGGCAUCUCACCUGAGUGGGACUUUUCCGUCCCGUCGCACAACACAUCUGCCAUCGUGAUCGGAACCAAAGUUGGAGACAUCCCCGCCCCGAACAAUUCGACGGCAAAUGUCGAUUGGCUCGCUGUGAACGGUGUACAAGGCUCGCUCGCGUCCCAGGUUUUCCGGAUCGAUACAGUUGGUGGACAACCUCCCACUUCCUGUGCUGCUGGUUCAGCCAACAUCUCCGUCAAGUACACGGCAAAGUACUUUCUGUAUUGAGAGUAACAUCAGGGCAUAUUAUCUUAAUAGUGUCAUCUAAUCUCUCCAUUUAAUCUGCUUCUCAAAACCUUCUACAACUUGCUUCGACCUUUCCCGCUAUCUGCUUCGUCCCAAUUUGGAUCGCAUUCUAGAAUCGCUUCGGCUCAGCAAACACAUGGCCUACAUCCCGAUCUCUCGAACGACCCAUUGAGUAACGUUGGAUUAAGCAUACCGGGCAGAAACAUGUCUAGGCCUGUGGCAGAUCCGUGACGCCUAGGGCAGGACGGGCACGGAGUUCGGUCUAGAGGAGCUGCGUCGUCAUCAGGUUAGCGACUUGCUGCACGCAAGGUGCCCAGAUCAUUGUCGUGAUGUUGCAGAGGUGCGACGGGCACUUUAUACGAUGCCGCCCACAUUCGGGAGAUGGCGGUGGGGGAUGGCGAUGGCGAGGUGGAUAAACAGACGUGGCUACUUCAACUGCCUAAUUUCGUCAGUCAAGUGAACUGAUUCAGCAUGAAAGGUCAGACCUGCGGAUAGGGAUGGGGGAGCAGCACUCGGAGCACUGUGCUGAGUAGGGAGUUUUCAGCAGGCCCAAAUAGCUCCUCAUCGUUAUGUGAAUAGUUGCAUCAAGCCUGCGUAUUGAAGGUUCUGCGUCGGAAUUCUAGACAGUCCGAUAAGGUCAACGUCGC
This is a messenger RNA of Mycena citricolor, 2844 nucleotides long. The record is from the annotation of a GenBank genome assembly. NCBI's taxonomy places the organism in Eukaryota, Fungi, Basidiomycota, Agaricomycetes, Agaricales, Mycenaceae.